AUGGAUAAGAAGCAAACCUCUCCGGCGCCCUUGCAAGCUGAACUUCUAUCAACCCAAGAAGAGCAAGUUCCAGCAAAUCCACCGUCACGAAAACGACAGAUCGACAGCGAUAAUAAUGUCGACGAUAAUCCUCAACUAAAACGAGCCCGAUUAACACGAGAGAACCUUGCACGCUUCACUAAGAUGGGGAAGGGCACGAAGAAGAUAUCGCUGUCUUCUCCUUGCGACUCCACGAGUGAGUCGCAGAAAACGAAAUCCACGUCGACAACAACAUCAGGUUUUGCUAUCCAAGCCCGAAGGAACGGUAUUCUUGACCCUAGUCACUCCAAGCCUCCCGCAAAUCUCAAGGACAUCCGCGAACGACACUCCAUAUCCCGCGCAAGCGUUUCACCUACCGAGUCAGAAUAUACGAGAUAUGCUCGUAAGGUUGCGAGGGUCCCUAACGAAGCGACCAUGGUCUUCGAGGCCGGCGGGAGACUGUUGAAGGGCUAUGAUGACGAUGGAUACAGCCGAACUCUCAACCAAUCUUUCACACGAUUCCCAGAUGUUGGUUUCAAUGAUGGCUUGUCCGCUCCCCAGCCUGACUUUAUCGAAGGCCUCGAGAUGGAGGAAUAUGAUCCGUUCCCUGUUGAUGAGCAGGUUGAUGGAGCUGUUCUUUUUAAGGAUAACCCUUCUUCUCUGACUUUACCACAUAUAGCCGGAGAAUGGAAGGGCCCUAACGGAAAUAUGGGAAAGGCGAUGCUUCAGAGCUCUUAUGAUGGAGCAGCCCUUGUCUACGCAAGAAACCAAGCCCUUUCCUAUAUGGGGAGAUCGGAUCCCCCGGGCCAUGCCGAAGUUGUAACCUUUACCACUGAUGGCACUACUCUCAACCAGUACGCCCACUAUGCUGAAGAGUUGGAAGAUGGUAUUACUAAAUAUCACCAGUACCGUAUUAAGUCGACGAAUCUUAUAGACUCCUACCAGGAGUUUAAGGAUGGAAGAAGAGGCCUUAGAAAUACCCAAGACCAUGCAAGAGAUCAGUCAUAUAUAUUGAGAGAUGAUCUGAAAGAAUAUUGGAAGCAGCAACGCAGCAAACUCCAACCUAUCACGGAAGGAACCUCUCUGCCUGUGCCCGACUUGCAGGCGAAGCCAUGCGAAAACACGAACCCCUACCAGGCGGGUUACGGGACGAGCGCAUACAAAGAAACCGCUACAUACGAGGACUCAGCUGAAAAUGAGGUAGCCGACCAGCCCCAUUCGACGCCUCAACCGUCAUCGAAACACUCAUCAUCCAAGCAAUCUUGGUCAAAGUCUCCUGACCAGGCCCCCAGCAGCAAUGGCCACAAGCGGAAAGCGUCACAGCCGUCUCCCCUCGGAUCCGGACAUGCAAGCAAGCACGUGGCAAGCACAAGAACUACUGGAAGUCAGACGACUGGAGUGGAGGUUGUACCAUAA
This is a messenger RNA of Clonostachys rhizophaga, 1434 nucleotides long. The record is from the annotation of a GenBank genome assembly. NCBI's taxonomy places the organism in Eukaryota, Fungi, Ascomycota, Sordariomycetes, Hypocreales, Bionectriaceae.